AUCUUCUUCCCUAGAAGUCCCCGAUGGAUGGGGAUUCCCUUACCAAAAUUCCCACUUGGCUUCACCGGCUGGCUGAUCUUUCCGUUGUCAAAGUCAGCACGGUGGCUGGCUGAGGCUGGUUGCUCAUUGUCUCUGAUGCUUGUUUCCUUUAUUGCCUUUUUCCGUCGACUCCGACGUGUGCACCAAGCCUCCUCCCCACGACCAUAGGGUUCUGGGUCCCAGCUUGCAGAAUCCCGGAGGGACCUAGCCUCGCUCUACGAUGAUACUCCAUUAAUUUUUUUUGGUUUCUUCUCCCCUGUUCAUCCCAUUCUGCAGAAUCCGCUGUGCUAUUCACAACGACAGCAAGAUGGUCUGGUUUCCACUAGACGUCGAAGAUGGGGAGGUUUCCUGGAGGUUCGACAUCGUCGGUUUACUGGCGGUUGUUGGAGGUUCCGCCAUUGAGAAGCACGCGCAGGCCAUCACUGCAUCGCACUUUGGUAGUCUCCCUCGUCUCAUGCCAGCUCCUGAGACUAUGCUGAAUACUGACCGUCCAUCGCGACUGCCCGCCGUCAAGGAUGUGACCGUGGUUGGCGUUAAAUCUGGCAAUCAAUUCAAUGAACUCAACUACUUCGCCAAUGUGAUUCAUAAUAUCGAAUCAUUGCCUGCGUUUCAUUUCCAGUCCUUCCACAUCUCCCACAGGCCUCUGCCGGAGAAGGAGGUAAAGGAACAGGAGGAGGAACAAGCGAAAGAGUGGGAAAAGGCUAAGGAAAAGGCUAGGAAAGCGCACGACAAAGCUGUCAAGGAAACCAAAAAUGACGUUGAACGCAAGGCGGUCGGCGAGUACAAGGAUCCUCCUAAGCCGCCUUUGAAAGCCAUCAUCCCCCUCUACCCGGACUGUGUGCUUAAUUUCAUCACUCUUGCCUCUAUCUGCAUUACAAUCGCACUGUCUAUCUGGGCUGGUGUCCAGCACGAUGCAGUGGCGUUGCUUGGUCUGGGAAGCAUGGCAUUAUCCACCAGCAUGGCCUGUAUGUCUGCACAGUGGCGCCCUCGGCUCACGACUCGCACUGCGGCCGGCCAGGUAGUUGAAGGGGACGUCGUCAUCCGUACUCGCUCAGGUGCCUUCGUCUCCGUUAGAUGCAGUGAGGAGGUUGCACGAGAACUUUACGCCGGCACGGAAACCUGCGAGUAUGUGUACAACGGACGGUACCACCAGGCCCUUCUCGCCACGAGCACCGUCCUUCUCAUGGCUGCCAUCAUCUUCUUGAGUAACUGCGGUUGGAAAAUUCAGAUUGCUGUGGGUCUUGCCUAUAUCAUUCUCAACCUUGCUUAUUGGGCCAUGGCACUGUUGACCGACCCGCGUGGGGUGUGGAACAUGGAGCACCGUUACGAAGUGGAACUUCUUGAGAGGAAGGACAAUGAAAACUUCACUCAGGUGUUGUGGGAUGUUAUUCGGACCACUGGGGAGAUUCGUUGGGCCAAAAAGACAGGAGCGGCACCCGCGACAAAGAACUGGAAAGGAUGGCUGAAGGAGGCGAAGGAGAAUGCUCAUAACCCGAACUGGGAUUGUGUGGAAAGGAGAGAUUGGUGGAUGAAGCAAAAGUUCGAGAAAGAGCAUCAUGAGGAUGACGAGUCGUGGCAGAGUAUAUGCGAGCCGGCGCCGGGGGUUGCAUGAGUGACGGAGUGGUUAAUGGGUGCUCGAGAGCAAAUACAACAGAAAAUGCAGUCCAAACAUCAUGAUCCUUCAAACUCUCAAGGCCUUCUUUGACUCAUGCGCUUCACAUUUUCACGGCUGGCUCUCGACAAUACUGUGACGCUGGCACUUUUGUCCCCUGCCCUUGGUUGCCCGGAUACAGGUUGGCU
Molecule: messenger RNA, 1839 nt
Organism: Aspergillus novofumigatus IBT 16806
Lineage: Eukaryota; Fungi; Ascomycota; Eurotiomycetes; Eurotiales; Aspergillaceae
Exons: 1
Coding region: 347-1651 (434 amino acids)
Source: RefSeq, a predicted model, not a curated record